AUGUCUGAAUUUGGAAGGCACCAUUCUUUGCCUCGGACCAAUCAUGAGACUACUCAAUUAUUGAGUCAACCAUUGGAUGAGUCUUUAAAAAGUACAGAACAUUUACUGAGGGGAAAUGCAAAUAAUUUCAAUCAUGGUCAUUAUCAUUCAUUUUCGCAAAAGGAUCAAGAAUGCUUUGCAUCUUUGAAUUCAACUGCGUAUUAUCAAGAGGAUGACGAUGGAAUGGAUGAACACCAAGAUGAUACCAAUGAAUUAUCCGAAGAAUUACUCAUUGGAGAUGCAUCCAACAAUCGUCAUCAUUCUCAUGAAUUCAAUGAAUUCAAUGAUUCAGUCAUUGAACGAAUUUCUCCAUAUGUUCAAACACAAGCCAGUUCUUCUCCAAUAACCAUGACACCUUUUUCGGCAGAACAUGUCGAAAAGUCCAAUAAUAAACGAAGAAGCAAGAAACAACCAAAGAAUGAACAGAAAGCCAAGUUGGAUUUUCAUUUUCUGAAACGGUUUUUUAUUAUCAUUGGAUAUUGUUUGAGAGUGAUUGAAAGAAAUAGUGACUAUCACGUUUUGGAUGAAAACGGAAAGAGAAUUGUGCGUAAACGAUGGUGGUUUUUCAAAGGAACAACGAAGAUUGUACAUAGUGAAUCAGAGAAUGGCAAGCAAACAAUUGCUAAAUUUUGGAAUAAUUUAUCGAUAUUCAAUUGGCUUUUAGUCAUGCUGUUUUUGGUUGUGUGUGUCGGGGAGAUUUUAUUAGGAAAUGAAGUUGGAAAGAUUCCUGGAGCUUUUUAUAAGGUGAUUAUUGAUGCUUCAAGUACAAAAUUUUCAGAUUCUGGUCCCUUUGUUAAAGUGAUGCUCAUAAGUUUAUUAUGGAUUUGUGGAAUUACACUUGUGAAAACAUUUAGACAAUUUGUGUUGGAUUGUGUGCGCUUGUUUUGGAGAAGAAAUUUAACCUUCCAUUUACAGAGAAGAUAUUUUGAAUAUAGAAAUUAUUAUAACAUGAUUGUGUUAGAUAAACGAGUUGACAAUCCCGAUCAAAGAAUAACCAAAGAUGCUGAGAAUUUUAUUGACAUGACCUGCAAAUUUGUGGAGAGUCUUUUUACUGGACCUAUCACAGUGUUUUACUACACCGUGACAGUUUAUUUAAACCUUGGAUGGCAAGGUCCACUCUGUUGCUACGCCUUUUUCAUUAUUGGAUCCAUCUUGAACAAGCUCAUCAUUUCUCCAAUUGCUAAUUUGUGGUUCAUUCAAGAAAAAUAUGAAGGAAAUUUUAGGUAUACUCAUACACAGAUACGCUCAAAUGCAGAGUCCAUUGCGUUUUAUGGUGGUGACGCAAAUGAAAGAAUUAUUCUUAAUCAAAAAUUGAAAGGUACUAUUAACAAUCGACGAAAAAUUGUCAUGUGGAAUAUUUUGUUGAAUGGUCAUAUGAAUCUGUUCGGCUACAUUGGAAGCAUUUUGGCAUACAUGAUCAUUGCUCUCUCAGUAUUUGUGAUUGGAAACUUUGUUGACAAUAAUGAAUCAGCAGGAAACAUUGCAGAUAAGAUUUCAGUGUCCUCCUUUCAAGUCAUGAUGCUGAUUUCUGGCUUUACAACUUUCAUUCAAACGGGUUCAGAUUUAUCAGAGCUAGCUGGAUUCACUGCAAGAUUAGGCGAAAUGAAAGAAGUGAUGGAUGAGCUUGAAAAAAAUCCAGACUAUAAAACCCACAGCAAGCUCUCACUCAGUCAUUCAACCAAUUUCGAAGAAUGUGACAGUACAGGAAGCGUGUCUCACAUUGAGUUCAAAAACGUGAGUGUAUUUGUUCCCAAGACUCUGGAAAAGUAUUACACAGGAACCUGUUUGGUUGAAAACCUUUGCUUUAGAAUUGAGCAAAAUCAACAUACCAUCAUUACUGGACCCAGUGGAAGUGGAAAGAGCUCCAUUUUGAGAAUUUUAGCAAAUUUAUGGCCUCAUAAAAUUGGUCAAGUCAUCAAGCCAACCAGCUCAUCAGAUCUCUUCUACGUUCCUCAAAACCCAUAUAUUUGUACAGGUACUCUGAGAGAUCAAAUUACAUAUCCGUUGAAGACGGAAAAAGGAAACACACAAGACAAUCCUAUACUCUUUGAUGCCAUUUGCAAAACAAAACUGCAAUAUAUUUUGGAUCGUGUGGAACGUGAUUGGGAUGUUGAAUGUGAUUGGAAUGCAUUGCUAAGUCCUGGUGAAAAGCAACGAUUAGCACUUGCACGACUGUUCUAUCACAAGCCCAAAUUUAUCAUCAUGGACGAAUCUACCAGCGCAUGUGAUGUAAAUGUUGAGGAACUCAUCUACGACAGUCUCGUUAAACAAGGUUCUACGCUCAUCUCUGUGGGUCAUCGCCCAACACUCAUCCAAUUUCAUACACACAUGUUAGAAAUUGAUGGUAGUGGAAGCUGGAAUUUCUCAGAGAUUAUCAGGAAAUGA
This is a messenger RNA of Naegleria lovaniensis, 2424 nucleotides long. RefSeq lists its product as uncharacterized. Gene Ontology annotation, molecular function: ATP hydrolysis activity; long-chain fatty acid transmembrane transporter activity; ABC-type transporter activity. NCBI's taxonomy places the organism in Eukaryota, Heterolobosea, Eutetramitea, Acrasida, Naegleriidae. Gene Ontology annotation, biological process: long-chain fatty acid import into peroxisome; fatty acid beta-oxidation; peroxisome organization. The record is from RefSeq and is a predicted model, not a curated record. The transcript has 3 exons. Gene Ontology annotation, cellular component: peroxisomal membrane. Bases 1 to 2424 code for a protein of 807 amino acids.